Drosophila bipectinata is the source of this 1193-nucleotide messenger RNA. RefSeq lists its product as uncharacterized. NCBI's taxonomy places the organism in Eukaryota, Metazoa, Arthropoda, Insecta, Diptera, Drosophilidae. The record is from RefSeq and is a predicted model, not a curated record.
GUAGCAACUCUGUGCUGGGCUUUCACACAAAACCUACAUCCGGUCACAGCUUUUGGAAAAAAAACCGUUGAAAAAGAAAAAUUGCAAGAUUUAUUUUAUGGAAAAAUAAAAGACUAUUAAGCAUGAGCCGCCGACGAGAAUUACGGAUGGAAGGAUGCUUUCCUCAGAAAGAUUCUGUUGCGAAGACAGCCAAGCCACAAUACAGUUUCCCCAUAGCUUGCGACGACAGGGAACGCUACCCAAAACGUUCUUCCCCGAUACUUAGUCGACAUGAACUACAAUGUGUACACCCGGAACUCGGCAAAUUUGUAAAGAACACUAAUGUGACUACGAAGAGCGUCUCGCCCAAGUCAAAGGACAAAAAUAUAAGGUCAAAGGACGUCGCCCAAAGCGACGACAGGGAACGCUACCCAAAGUGUUCUGCUCCGAUACUUAGUCGUCAUGAUCUACGCUGUGUACACCCGGAACUCGGCAAAUUUUUAAAGGACACUAAUGUGACUACGAAGAGCGUCUCGGCCAAGCCAAAGGACAAACAUAAUAUCUCGCUGCCUGAGGAAAAGAACAUCGCAUGCAACGACAGGGAACGCUACCCGAAACGUUCUACGCCGAUACUUUAUGAUAGUCGUCAAGAUCCAAGCUGUGGACGCCCGGAACUCGCCAAAUUUGUAAAGGACACUAAUGAGACUAUGAAGAGCGUCUCGCCCAAGCCAAGGGACAAAUAUCAAAGGUCAAAGGACGUCGUCCAAGGCGACGAGAGGGAACGCUACCCAAAGCGUUCUGCUCCGAUACUUAGUCGGCAUGAUCUACAAUGUGUGCGCCCGGAACUCGCCAAAUGUGUAAAGGACACUAAGGUGACUACUAAGAGCGUCUCGCCCAAGCCAAAGGACAAAAAAAACACCUCGCUCCCUGAAAAAGAGAAGAUCUCAAAGGUAAACAGUACCCACAAGGACACUCCGAAAUUCGAAGAUAUACGAUAUCCACAGAACAAGUACCUAUGGACCCGCUUGGUUUGCUCCAAGGAUGGAUACCGGAAAUAUGAAGUAUAUAAAGAAAGCAGCGCUGAAAACGUGCCAAUUUCAGAACAGACUCCAGUGAUUGUGUUACUACUGCUUCCUAACGCGUUUCUAAUGCCUUUUACGACAAUGCUAGACGUAAAGAAAAAAAAGCUUCAAUAAUUUGUUUACCUAUUCGUA